This is a messenger RNA of Procambarus clarkii (red swamp crayfish), 2907 nucleotides long. Lineage: Eukaryota; Metazoa; Arthropoda; Malacostraca; Decapoda; Cambaridae. The record is from RefSeq and is a predicted model, not a curated record.
AUGGAGAGUAAAGCUGAUGAAACUGACACAGUGAUUGCGAUCACCGGAGAUACAUUUCCUCGAGUGCAAUCACAGAGUGCAAGCAACAACACCUAUGAAAAUUCUGGGGAGGCUGGGACAGGCAACAGUGCCGUGUGGGCUGGGGCAGGCAACAGUGCCGUGUGGGCUGGGACAGGCAACAGUGCCGUGUGGGCUGGGGCAGGCAACAGUGCCGUGCGGGCUGGGGCAGGCAACAGUGCCGUGUGGGCUGGGGCAGGCAACAGUGCCGUGUGGGCUGGGGCAGGCAACAGUGCCGUGUGGGCUGGGGCAGGCAACAGUGCCGUGCGGGCUGGGGCAGGCAACAGUGCCGUGUGGGCUGGGGCAGGCAACAGUGCCGUGUGGGCUGGGGCAGGCAACAGUGCCGUGCGGGCUGGGGCAGGCAACAGUGCCGUGUGGGCUGGGGCAGGCAACAGUGCCGUGUGGGCUGGGGCAGGCAACAGUGCCGUGUGGGCUGGGACAGGCAACAGUGCCGUGUGGGCUGGGACAGGCAACAGUGCCGUGUGGGCUGGGACAGGCAACAGUGCCGUGCGGGCUGGGGCAGGCAACAGUGCCGUGUGGGCUGGGACAGGCAACAGUGCCGUGUGGGCUGGGACAGGCAACAGUGCCGUGCGGGCUGGGACAGGCAACAGUGCCGUGUGGGCUGGGACAGGCAACAGUACCGUGCGGGCUGGGACAGGCAACAGUGCCGUGCUGGCUGGGGCAGGCAACAGUGCCGUGCUGGCUGGGGCAGGCAACAGUGCCGUGCUGGCUGGGGCAGGCAACAGUGCCGUGCUGGCUGGGGCAGGCAACAGUGCCGUGCUGGCUGGGGCAGGCAACAGUGCCGUGCUGGCUGGGGCAGGCAACAGUGCCGUGUGGGCUGGGACAGGCAACAGUGCCGUGCUGGCUGGGGCAGGCAACAGUGCCGUGCUGGCUGGGGCAGGCAACAGUGCCGUGCUGGCUGGGGCAGGCAACAGUGCCGUGCUGGCUGGGGCAGGCAACAGUGCCGUGCGGGCUGGGGCAGACAACAGUGCCGUGCUGGCUGGGGCAGGCAACAGUGCCGUGCGGGCUGGGACAGACAACAGUGCCGUGUGGGCUGGGACAGGCAACAGUGCCGUGUGGGCUGGGACAGGCAACAGUGCCGUGUGGGCUGGGACAGACAACAGUACGGUGUGGGCUGGGACAGGCAACAGUACGGUGUGGGCUGGGACAGGCAACAGUACCGUGUGGGCUGGGACAGACAACAGUGCCGUGUGGGCUGGGACAGGCAACAGUGCCGUGUGGGCUGGGGCAGGCAACAGUGCCGUGUGGGCUGGGACAGGCAACAGUGCCGUGCGGGCUGGGACAGGCAACAGUGCCGUGCGGGCUGGGACAGGCAACAGUGCCGUGUGGGCUGGGACAGGCAACAGUACCGUGCGGGCUGGGACAGGCAACAGUGCCGUGCUGGCUGGGGCAGGCAACAGUGCCGUGCUGGCUGGGGCAGGCAACAGUGCCGUGCUGGCUGGGGCAGGCAACAGUGCCGUGCUGGCUUGGGCAGGCAACAGUGCCGUGCUGGCUGGGGCAGGCAACAGUGCCGUGCUGGCUGGGGCAGGCAACAGUGCCGUGUUGGCUGGGACAGGCAACAGUGCCGUGCUGGCUGGGGCAGGCAACAGUGCCGUGCUGGCUGGGGCAGGCAACAGUGCCGUGCUGGCUGGGGCAGGCAACAGUGCCGUGCUGGCUGGGGCAGGCAACAGUGCCGUGCGGGCUGGGGCAGACAACAGUGCCGUGCUGACUGGGGCAGGCAACAGUGCCGUGCGGGCUGGGACAGACAACAGUGCCGUGUGGGCUGGGACAGGCAACAGUGCCGUGUGGGCUGGGACAGGCAACAGUGCCGUGUGGGCUGGGACAGACAACAGUACGGUGUGGGCUGGGACAGGCAACAGUACGGUGUGGGCUGGGACAGGCAACAGUACCGUGUGGGCUGGGACAGACAACAGUGCCGUGUGGGCUGGGACAGGCAACAGUGCCGUGCGGGCUGGGACUGGCAACAGUGCCGUGCUGGCUGGGACAGGCAACAGUGCCGUGUGGGCUGGGACAGGCAACAGUGCCGUGCGGGCUGGGACAGGCAACAGUGCCGUGUGGGCUGGGACAGGCAACAGUACCGUGCGGGCUGGGACAGGCAACAGUGCCGUGUGGGCUGGGACAGGCAACAGUGCCGUGCGGGCUGGGACAGGCAACAGUGCCGGUGAGGCUGACCUCAGAGUGAACCACGAGGGUGAGGCUGACCUCAGAGUGAACCACGAGGGUGAGGCUGACCUCAGUGUGAACCACGAGGGUGAGGCUGACCUCAGUGUGAACCACGAGGGUGAGGCUGACCUCAGUGUGAACCACGAGGGUGAGGCUGACCUCAGAGUGAACCACGAGGGUGAGGCUGACCUCAGAGUGAACCACGAGGGUGAGGCUGACCUCAGUGUGAACCACGAGGGUGAGGCUGACCUCAGUGUGAACCACGAGGGUGAGGCUGACCUCAGUGUGAACCACAAGGGUGAGGCUGACCUCAGAGUGAACCACGAGGGUGAGGCUGACCUCAGUGUGAACCACGAGGGUGAGGCUGACCUCAGUGUGAACCACGAGGGUGAGGCUGACCUCAGUGUGAACCACGAGGGUGAGGCUGACCUCAGAGUGAACCACGAGGGUGAGGCUGACCUCAGUGUGAACCACGAGGGUGAGGCUGACCUCAGUGUGAACCACGAGGGUGAGGCUGACCUCAGUGUGAACCACGAGGGUGAGGCUGACCUCAGUGUGAACCACGAGGGUGAGGCUGACCUCAGUGUGAACCACGAGGGUGAGGCUGACCUCAGUGUGAACCACGAGGGUGAGGCUGACCUCAGUGUGAACCACAAGGGUAAUUAG